AUGCCUUCUCCAUGGACUCCUGAAGCUGACCGCGACCUCCUGCUCGCCAUCAUCGACGAGAACAAGCUCCAGGGUCUGGACUGGCGCGUUAUCGCUGCCAAGAUGGCCACCAAGAACGAGAACUACUCCUUCUCUCAUGAAGGCUGUCGCCAGCACUUCCAAAAGCUCCGCAAAGCCUCCAACACCGGCGCCAAUGGCAGCGUCCCCAGCACGCCCAGAACCCCAAAGACGCCCAAAACCCCCGCCUCGCGCAAGCCCAAGCAGUUGGACAACAAUGUCGAUGACGAGGAGGCUGAGGACUUUGCCACGCCGAGCAAGAAGAGGAAGCGCGACGUAGUCAAGGAGGAUCAGGAGAAUGGCGGCUUCAAGGAGAUCAAUGGCAUUGCGUUCGGAGGCCAGACUGCGGCUCAGUUCAAGAUGGAGUCUCUGAGCGGCGAGGAGGAGUUUGUGGACUUGGAUGAGGAGUAA
Pseudogymnoascus verrucosus is the source of this 468-nucleotide messenger RNA. RefSeq lists its product as uncharacterized. Lineage: Eukaryota; Fungi; Ascomycota; Leotiomycetes; Thelebolales; Thelebolaceae. The coding region runs from base 1 to 468 and encodes 155 amino acids. The transcript is spliced from 2 exons. The record is from RefSeq and is a predicted model, not a curated record.